UCGGUCGGAAAUGGCCGAAGACGUGCGAGACCCAGCGGUUUAAGGAGAGAAGACCGGCCGGCUUCUCGGAAUAAACCAACUGUGUCCGGCCCGUGGGGGGGGGGAGCAGGGGAGGGCGGACGGAGCGGGAAGACGAGGCAGCGGCUAUGGCUCCCCCCCCAGCCACUCGCGGCUCCGCCGGGAGGGCGAAGUGAGGGCGCCGAGAGGCUCCAGACAGAUGAGUAGAGAGCUGGCUGCAGAAGAGGGACAGAUUCCAGUUUGCCAGCUGCUCACCGUGUCCAGAGUGCCUGCAGGCCUGAGUGCAGCUGUGUGAGCCUAAAGACGCUCUGGAUGAAUUUCAGACGAGACUGCCAGAAACCUCUCCCAGGGAAAUCUGUAACCGCUGGAGAUGUCAGGAGCUGCACGAGGGGCUGGAAUACAGGAGGGAAACCCUUGAGAUCAGCACUGGCAGAAAGAAGAGAGGUGGAGGAGGAGUCGAUGUGGGACAGGUCUGAGCCAAGGAGCUGAGGCACAACAGGAAUGGCAGAGCUUCACCCUCCCAGCAGCGAUGAGAGAGACUGACAGUGCUACAAGUCCCUUCUGGCUCCGUCUGCACGACGGCUGCUGCCUCUGCAUAUUCAUCGGAUGGUAAUGCAGGAUGUCGGCAGCAGCGGUAGAGUUUGGCUCGGUCCCACUGCGUUUUAUUUCUGCCAGUUGUGACUCUGAAUCACCAUGACAACGCUGUGACACUUCCAGCAAAGGUUGCCCACGGACCAAGGGUGGGCUGGGGGUGGGCGAGAAGGUCAAUGAUCGAGUCUAACAGGGUCAGGAGUUGCACCUGCUGCAAAACGACCGUGGAAGAGCCGCCGGCACGGCAAGAAGAUGAAAUUCCCCUUCCAUUGGCUUCUUGUUGAGCAGGCACAAUAACAUUUCCCUUCAAGAGACUCGCUGUAAAAACUCUUUCGGUUAUGGCUACUGAUCCAACGUGAUUGCGCGCGCUGCGACUUUGGAACUCAUGACUGGCUAUACGAUGUUGCGCAAUGGGGGAGUGGGGAACGGAGGCCAGCCGUGGGUGUUGAGGUGGUCCAGUCGGAUCCGGCUCACCUGGCUUAGCUUCACCCUCUUCGUCAUCCUCGUUUUCUUCCCCCUCAUCGCCCACUACUACCUGACCACCAUCGACGACGCGGAUGAUGCUGGCAAGCGCAUCUUCGGCCCCCGCACCGGCAACGAGCUGUGCGAGGUGAAGCACGUGCAGGACCUGUGCCGCAUCCGCGAGUCGGUCAGCGAGGAGCUGCUCCAGCUCGAGGCCAAGCGGCAGGAGCUCAACAGCGAGAUCGCCAAGCUCAACCUGAAGAUCGAGGCCUGCAAGAAGAGCAUUGAAAAUGCCAAGCAGGACCUGCUGCAGCUGAAGAACGUCAUCAGUCAGACUGAGCAUUCCUACAAAGAGCUGAUGGCUCAGAACCAGCCCAAGCUCUCCUUGCCCAUCCGGCUGCUGCCAGACAAGGACGACGCCACCUUCCCCCUGCCAAAAUCCAACAGGAACUGCAGGCUGCACAACUGCUUUGACUACUCACGCUGCCCGCUGACAUCUGGCUUUCCAGUCUAUGUCUACAACAGUGACGAUUACCCUUUUGGUAGUUCCUUAGACCCUUUAAUUAAACAGGCCUUUGAGGCGACUGUCAGAACUAAUGUUUAUGUUACUGAAAAUGCAAAUAUUGCUUGUGUGUAUAUAAUUUUAGUGGGGGAAAUGCAAGAGCCUGUAAUGCCAAAACCUACUGAACUAGAGCAACAGUUGCACUCUUUGCCAUAUUGGAGGACUGAUGGACACAACCAUCUCAUCAUCAAUCUAUCGAGGAAGUCGGAAACUCAGAACUUCAUUUACAACAUCAGCACGGGGCGCGCCAUGAUUGCCCAGUCCACCUUUUACGACGCCCAGUAUCGACCGGGCUUUGACAUCGUGGUGUCACCUCUGGUCCACGCCAUGUCCGAGCCCAACUUCCUGGAGAUCCCGCCCCAGGUGCCGGUCAAGCGUAAGUACCUGUUCAGUUUCCAGGGGGAGAAGAUCGAGUCCCUCCGCUCCAGCUUGCAGGAGGUUCGCUCUUUCGAAGAGGAGAUCGAAGGCAAUGCCCCGGCCGACUACGACGACCGGAUCAUCACCACCUUGAAGGCUGUUCAGGACAGCAAGCUGGACUUUGUUCUGGUGGAGUUCACGUGUAAGAACCAGCCUAAGGCGAGUCUGCCCACUGAGUGGGCUCUGUGUGGAGAAAGGGAAGACAGACUAGAGCUACUGAAGCUUUCUACUUUUGCACUGAUCAUCACCCCUGGGGACACCCAUUUAGUGAUCUCCGCCGGGUGUACCAUGAGACUGUUUGAGGCUCUGGAAGUCGGGGCCAUCCCGGUGGUUCUCGGGGAGCAAGUUCAGCUACCCUACAACGAUGUGAUCCAGUGGAACGAGGCAGCCUUAAUCAUACCAAAGCCACGUAUCACAGAAGUGCACUUUCUUCUGAGAAGCAUUUCUGACAACGAUCUCCUUGCCAUGAGGAGGCAGGGCCGCUUCUUGUGGGAGACCUACUUCUCCACCUCCGACAACGUCUUCAGCACAGUCUUAGCCAUCAUAAGGACUCGAAUCCAAAUCCCAGCUGCUCCUAUCCGAGAAGAACCCGCCGUGGAGAUCCCCCACCGGUCUGGCAAAGCUGCUGGUACAGACCCCAAUAUGGCCGACAAUGGUGACCUGGACUUGGGGCCUGUGGAAACAGAGCCGCCCUACGCCUCUCCCAAAUAUCUCCGCAAUUUCACCCUCACCGCGAUGGAUAUCUACAGGAAUUGGAAUUCUGCCCCGGGGCCUUUCCACCUCUUCCCUUACACUCCCUUUGACCCUGUUUUACCCUCAGAAGCAAAAUUUUUGGGGUCUGGGACUGGAUUUCGACCAAUUGGUGGAGGAGCAGGUGGCUCUGGGAAGGAGUUCCAGGCUGCUUUGGGUGGCAACGUCCCGCGGGAGCAGUUCACGGUGGUGAUGUUGACUUACGAGCGGGAGGAAGUGUUGAUGAACUCCCUAGAAAGGCUCAAUGGUCUCCCCUACUUAAACAAAGUUGUGGUGGUGUGGAACUCUCCCAAGCUUCCCUCUGAGGAUCUCCUGUGGCCGGACAUUGGCGUCCCAAUCAUGGUGGUGCGCACGGAGAAGAACAGCCUGAACAACCGGUUCCUGCCCUGGGACGAGAUCGAGACCGAGGCCAUCCUGUCCAUCGACGACGACGCCCACCUGCGCCACGACGAGAUCAUGUUCGGCUUCAGGGUGUGGAGAGAGGCCAGGGAUCGCAUCGUGGGCUUCCCGGGCCGCUACCACGCCUGGGACAUCCCCCACCAGUCCUGGCUCUACAACUCCAACUACUCCUGCGAGCUCUCCAUGGUGCUCACUGGUGCUGCCUUCUUCCACAAGUACUAUGCCUACCUGUACUCCUACGUGAUGCCCCAGGCCAUCAGGGACAUGGUGGACGAGUACAUCAACUGCGAGGACAUCGCCAUGAACUUCCUGGUGUCCCACCUGACCAGGAAACCUCCCAUCAAGGUGACCUCCCGCUGGACCUUCCGCUGCCCCGGCUGCCCCCAGGCUCUUUCCCACGACGAUUCCCAUUUCCACGAGCGGCACAAGUGCAUCAACUUCUUCGUGAAGGUGUACGGGUACAUGCCCCUGCUCUACACCCAGUUCCGCGUUGACUCGGUCCUCUUCAAGACCCGCCUGCCCCACGACAAGACCAAAUGCUUCAAGUUCAUCUAGGUUGGGAGAGCUGGACACUGCCAGCUCCCAGCUGAGGCAGGAGAAGCCAGCACGGGGCUGCUUUGGUGGGCUGUGAGUACAGAAGGCUGUGGAAAAUGGGCCAGCCUGGAUUGGGAUGGGCUCUACCCUCUUCCCAUAGUGGCUCACCUGGACAGGGAAUGGGACCCCGUGGCUCCUGUGAGGACACACCCACGGGAAUGGGACCCCAUGGCUCCUGUGAGGACACACCCACGGAUCAUACACUGAGGAAUGGCUCGCUGGCCACUGGCUCUGCCCCUUCGCUAGCCAAGGGCAGCCGUUCUUUUUAAUUAUAAUUAUUGUUAUUUAAAAUGAAAGUGUUUUAGAUUUGCCACGUGAGGCGCUUUUUUUCUUUUCUUUUCUUUUCUUUUCUUUUCUUUUCUU
This is a messenger RNA of Camarhynchus parvulus, 4156 nucleotides long. RefSeq names its product exostosin like glycosyltransferase 3 (gene EXTL3). Gene Ontology annotation, cellular component: membrane. NCBI's taxonomy places the organism in Eukaryota, Metazoa, Chordata, Aves, Passeriformes, Thraupidae. The record is from RefSeq and is a predicted model, not a curated record. Gene Ontology annotation, molecular function: glycosyltransferase activity. Bases 995 to 3754 code for a protein of 919 amino acids. The transcript has 10 exons.